AUGGCGGCUCCAAACGACAAGGAGCAAGCUGGAUCGACAGCCGCUGAGGAGCUGGCUGCUCUCCAGAAGGAGUUGGAUGUCAUCAAGAUUGAACGGGAUGCCUUCAGCAACCAGAAGGUUACCGCAGAGAAGCAGGUCGACACACUGAAAAGCGAAUUGGCGAAGCUGAAGAAAGGCGACUCGAAAAGGGGGGAAGCCGUGCAGGUGAAGGUGAAGGAUCUGGAGGCAAAGAUGGCAAAGAUGGAGACCGAGACUAAGACUCUGCAAGACAGUGUCGAAGAGCUCCAGGUAGAAAAGAAGUCUUUGGAAACGCAGAAAAGGAUGGCAGAGGCCAAGGCAAGGUCUCAUGACAACAGUGUAAAGCAGCUGGAAGAGCAAGCGCAGUCAUGGAGGAAUGACAAAGCAACCAUGGAAAUGAAGAUCAAGAACCUGCAGACUCAGGUGGAGGACGCGAAAAAGGCACAGACAGCGGCGGACGACGCUCUGAAAGCUGUUGAGAAAUCAAAAGCCACACUGUCACAAGAGCUGAACGUGAAGGACAAGACGAUUGCAGACUUGGAGAACCAGCUGGAAGUGACGAAGAAGGGUGCUGACGAGCUGUCCACCAUUGUUGGGGGUCUCACAAAGAGCAAAGCACAAGUCGAAACUGACCUUGGCCUUGUGACCAAGGAGAGGGAUGCCCUGCAGCACGAGCUUGCAGGUGCAUUUUCCGGCAAGCAGAAUGCAGAUGCCCAAGUCACAAAGUUGACAAAGGAGAAUGAAGAGCUGGCAGAAGAGCUGGCACUGUCACAGGCAGCGAAAGCAAAGAGUAGGGAAAUAUUGCCAGUGGAAUCUGCCAAGAUGUACGACGUGAACAUGCUCUACAUGGUUGGAGCUGCCAGUGGACUUGGGGCAGCUCUGUUCGUGGCCACCUGCAUGGCUUUGAUGAGCCCCAGGAAAUGA
Ostreobium quekettii is the source of this 942-nucleotide messenger RNA. NCBI's taxonomy places the organism in Eukaryota, Viridiplantae, Chlorophyta, Ulvophyceae, Bryopsidales, Ostreobiaceae. The record is from the annotation of a GenBank genome assembly.